GGAGCGGGGGUGCGCUGCUUCGUGGGGGCUGCGUGGAAAUGGAGCUGCUUUAGCGCAGGAGUCGGUGUGUGCAAGGCGCCUUCCGUGGUGUGCUGGCUGAAGGCGCUUGCCCAGGCCGUCCCAAUAAAAACCUGAAGUAAACCAGCCUUCAGCGCUUCCUAAAUAACUUCCCCCCCCCCGAGCGAGGAAAACGGUUGGAGUUCCUGAAGAGGCUGGAGGAGCUUUUGCGGCCCUGCGGGGCGGUUCCCAGCGCUGUCCCGCGGCGGCCGCCGGGGUGCGGGCACAGCUGCUACAGCUCCAUCCCCGCUGGAGUCCCUUGAGCCUUUGUUCACCUGCGUGAAGGUCGGGCUGGGAAAUGCAGUUGGAAAACUUGCAGCCUGAGAUUAAAAAACUAGCCGAGCAUCUUCGCUAUGAAGUUUCUGUUCGUGGAAAGCAACUGGGUUGGUCUGAAAAGGUGGCCAGGUUUCACUUUAAGAAAAACCUGAGGAGGGUUAUUACAGAGCUGUACAUUCGAGACAACUGCCAUCCCUUCAAAGCCACGUUGCUGGUGUGGGUACAGAUCCCGAUGUGGGUUUGCGUGUCCCUCGCUUUGCGCAACUGCAGUGUUGGUGCCAUGAGCUCAGAAGUUCAGGGACAGUUUUCAGCAGGAGGAGCAUUGUGGUUUACAGACCUCACGGCACCAGAUUCUACGUGGAUUUUGCCAGUUUUGCUUGGGCUUGUGAAUUUGCUGAUAGUGGAGAUCUUUGCUUCGCAAAAAAUGGACGUUUCCAGGUUCCAGAAGCUUGCUACGAAUUUCUUUCGUGUGGUGUCAGUAGUAAUGAUCCCUGUGGCUGCAACGGUCCCCUCUUCUAUGUCGUUGUACUGGCUGUCCUCAAGCUUCGUGGGACUCUCGCACAACCUGUUGCUGCGUUCUCCAACCUUUCGUCGGCUGUGUUGCAUACCAAGGACCAAAUCUGACUCUGAUACUCCUUACAGGGAUAUAGUGUCUGCCUUGACUACCAAAUACAGCUUUAAGAAAUGAUGUCAUUUGAGCUGUCAGAAGAGCUGUCCCACAAAUCUUGCAUGGGUAAUUAAGUAGUGCUGUUUUAUUGAGCUGUGCUUACUUACUGUAAAAUGUUGCAGCUGGAAUUAUAUUUAUUUUCCAAAUAAAGCAUUGACUGUCUGGCUGUGAAGAA
Messenger RNA from Falco peregrinus (peregrine falcon), 1175 nucleotides. Its product is annotated as cytochrome c oxidase assembly protein COX18, mitochondrial. Gene Ontology annotation, cellular component: mitochondrial inner membrane. The record is from RefSeq and is a predicted model, not a curated record. Gene Ontology annotation, molecular function: membrane insertase activity. The transcript is spliced from 6 exons. NCBI's taxonomy places the organism in Eukaryota, Metazoa, Chordata, Aves, Falconiformes, Falconidae. Gene Ontology annotation, biological process: mitochondrial respiratory chain complex IV assembly; protein insertion into mitochondrial inner membrane from matrix. Bases 356 to 1021 code for a protein of 221 amino acids.